AACACAAUGGAGGGGAAUGGACAGCAUUAAGAAUUUUUUAUAAUUGAGUAGAAACAUUUUCAGAAUCAAAGACGGCUUAAUUGCCAAGUAGAUUUUACAAAUAGCCUACAAGGAAUUUUCUUUGGUGACUAGGUCAAUAGGCUAUACAUAAACCUCUAUAAGAGGCAAUCAGUAGCCUAAUGUCCCAUGUUACUCUGGAGAAUCCAAUGUGAACAGUUUUCACAGUAGCCUGUAGUCCCCAGUCCAGAAAGAUUUCAAAACCUGACUUGAAAAUAAAUCAGAAACUCGCAUGGCCACUGGCAACUGCAAUAACAGACCUGUUACAAUGCGGUAGUAGAGAAAUAGAAAAUGAUGUCCUGGUUCUAGUCAGCCAUCAUGCGAAUCACAGAUCCUAACACACACAUUGGUGGAUGAUGACUGAUGGAAUUGAUCAUUGGUCUUAAUGCUACGUGCACAUAGGACCAAUGAUCAAUUCCGUGCUUCACCCUGUAUCAAGCCUCAGGCUUUUGAUACAGGGUCAAGGUUUUUGCUGCUCCACGGUACAGGGUCCGUGGUACUACAGGCCCGCACUGCGUCUCAUGGUGAUUUCCCUAUCCUCUCGUUCAGGCGGUGACUCUCCCCAGCAGGCAGUGUGUGAGGGCUGCGCGCGGACCAUCUCAGACCGCUUCUUGAUGCGGGUCAACAACGCGUCCUGGCACGAGGAGUGUCUGCAGUGCGCCGCGUGCCAGCGGCCGCUCACCGCCACCUGCUACUUCAGAAACACAAAGGUCUACUGCAAGGCGGACUACCAGCAGUUGUUUGCCACCAAGUGCAGCGGCUGUCUGGAGAAGAUAGUACCCACAGAGUUUGUAAUGCGAGCACUGGAGAGUAUUUACCACCUCAGCUGCUUCUGCUGCUGUGUCUGUGAGCGCCAGCUGUGCAAAGGAGACAAGUUUGUUCUAAAAGAAGGUCAGCUGCUGUGCAAGAGUGACUAUGACAGGGAGAGGGUCCUUCUCAGCACAGUCAGUCCAGACAACUCAGACUCAGGUAAGAGUGAGGACGAGGAUCUGGAUGUGAAGACAGAGAAGUGCCGUGCAGCAGGGAAAGGCAGUGAUGACUGCAAAGACCCUCGCCGUCCCAAACGGCCACGCACCAUCCUCACCACUCAGCAGAGGAGAGCCUUCAAGGCGUCCUUCGAGGUCUCCUCCAAACCCUGCAGAAAGGUGAGAGAGACCCUGGCUGCAGAGACAGGACUCAGUGUACGUGUGGUCCAGGUCUGGUUCCAGAACCAGAGAGCAAAGAUGAAGAAGUUAGCCCGCAGACAACAGCAACAGCAGGAGCAACACAACAGCCAAAGGCUAGGCCAAGGUGAGGAUUUAUCAUAUGUAAUAUCAGGUUGUAUGGAGGGCCUGCUCAGCUCAUACUCAGGGCCGCUACCUCCAAACCAGCAGCAGCUGGUGUCCAUAGAGCACAACUGCUGCAACACUGACCCAUUCCAGCAGGGCCUCACCCCACCACAGAUGCCUGGUGACUACAUGAACCCCUACGGUACUGACUCCAUCUUCUAUGACAUUGACAGUGACACCUCUCUGACAAGUCUAAAUGACUGCUUCAUGGCCACUCCAGAUGUAGGCUCCUUGCAAGUUCAUGUGGGGAACCCCAUUGACCGCCUGUACUCAAUGCAGAGCUCCUACUUUGCCUCCUGAGACCCCGCCAUCAUUGUUGGUAUUACCCCACCCACCAGACCACCUCCCAGGCCAUAAACAGUGAGCAUACAAACAGGAUAGAAUCCACCAAAUAUACCUGACUGACCUCCAGCAGCCAAAGGAAAGGUUAAACUUCACAUGCCUCCACAUGCCCCCCGCUAUCGCAGUACAUUUGACUUUUCAACUGGGUUCAUUUGUAGCUGUCAGUAUUUGUACAGAUAUCACAAUGGUAGUGUUUAUUAUUGCUAUGAAAAGUUGGACUGAAGUUCGAGUCAGAGAUUUGAAAAUGUAGUCCACAUCAGUGUCACAGAAACAUUAGUCAACAUGUGGCUUAGUAUGUAACUUAGUUUAAUAGUUUUUAAUAGGUAUUAAUAAGGCUAUGUUAUUUUUAAUGGGACAAUAAGCAAAUAUAGUUUAGUAGAGCCAACUACCAAUCUUUUCUGGUUAAUGCCAACUAAAUGAUAACUGUUGCUGAAUGUAUAUAAUGUAUAUGUAAAAACUGUUCUUCAGAACCAAUCCAGUUUUGCAUGUUAGGAUGGACCGCAAUUUAUUUAUUUAUUACCAACAUGCUGGUAUACAAUAAAUCAAAAAUUUAUAUUUAAAAAAGACAAUAUGAUCCCAUUGUAAAGUUAAAAAACAAUAAUUAAUUAUUGUAUUCUGCUAUUUAUCAUAGUAUUUGUGUUGUUGAGUUUGUAAAUUAUCAUCGCUCAUCGCUAUUUAUUUUUUUCCAGUGAGAUCAUCUGGACAUUAUUAAGAGUGCAUUUUAUAUUUGCUAACUUAUCAGAAGUG
This is a messenger RNA of Micropterus salmoides (largemouth bass), 2474 nucleotides long. RefSeq names its product LIM homeobox transcription factor 1-beta-like. Gene Ontology annotation, cellular component: nucleus. Gene Ontology annotation, molecular function: RNA polymerase II transcription regulatory region sequence-specific DNA binding; DNA-binding transcription factor activity, RNA polymerase II-specific. The transcript is spliced from 7 exons. The coding region runs from base 465 to 1685 and encodes 406 amino acids. NCBI's taxonomy places the organism in Eukaryota, Metazoa, Chordata, Actinopteri, Centrarchiformes, Centrarchidae. Gene Ontology annotation, biological process: regulation of transcription by RNA polymerase II; neuron differentiation. The record is from RefSeq and is a predicted model, not a curated record.